AUGUCUCAUCUAUCCAUCGUUCCAAACGCCGACUUCACCCAUAUCCUCAGAAUCCAGAACACCAACGUUAAAGGUAAAGACAAGGUUAUGUUCGCUCUCACCGCCAUCAAGGGUCUUGGUCAGAGAUUCUCCAACUUAGUUCUCAAGUUGGCUGAGAUCGACCUCAACAAGAGAGCAGGAGAAUUGACUGAGGCUGAAAUCGAACAAAUCAAUAAAAUCAUUUCCAACCCAACCGAGUGGGGAGUCCCAAAGUGGUUCUUGAACAGACAAUCCGACCCAAGAGAAGGCACUGCCACCCAGUUGAUUGCCAAUCAGGUCGACUCCAAACUCAGAGAAGACCUUGAGAGACUCAAGAAAAUUAAGAGCAACAGAGGUCUCAGACACUUCUGGGGAUUGAGAGUCAGAGGACAACACACUUGCAGUACCGGAAGAAGAGGAAGAACAUUGGGAGUCCAGAGAAAGAAAUAAAUCUAAUAAUGCUAAAACAUAGAGGUAU
This is a messenger RNA of Moneuplotes crassus, 496 nucleotides long. Lineage: Eukaryota; Ciliophora; Spirotrichea; Euplotida; Euplotidae. The record is from the annotation of a GenBank genome assembly.